AACAUCACCAAAACAAAACGGAACUGCAUCAGUCACCGACUCAAGCAAACGACCCACGUCGACACCUGACACAGGAGCACCAUCCAGCACCACACCACAAGACGACGAGCUCUACGUCGACUACGUGGACAAGACGGGCAAGAGAAGAAGACGACGUCGACUUCCCUCCGAAACAUCACCAAAACAAAACGGAACUGCAUCAGUCACCGACUCAAGCAAACGACCCACGUCGACACCUGACACAGGAGCACCAUCCAGCACCACACCACAAGACGACGAGCUCUACGUCGACUACGUGGACAAGACGGGCAAGAGAAGAAGACGACGUCGACUUCCCUCCGAAACAUCACCAAAACAAAACGGAACUGCAUCAGUCACCGACUCAAGCAAACGACCCACGUCGACACCUGACACAGGAGCACCAUCCAGCACCACACCACAAGACGACGAGCUCUACGUCGACUACGUGGACAAGACGGGCAAGAGAAGAAGACGACGUCGACUUCCCUCCGAAACAUCACCAAAACAAAACGGAACUGCAUCAGUCACCGACUCAAGCAAACGACCCACGUCGACACCUGACACAGGAGCACCAUCCAGCACCACACCACAAGACGACGAGCUCUACGUCGACUACGUGGACAAGACGGGCAAGAGAAGAAGACGACGUCGACUUCCCUCCGAAACAUCACCAAAACAAAACGGAACUGCAUCAGUCACCGACUCAAGCAAACGACCCACGUCGACACCUGACACAGGAGCACCAUCCAGCACCACACCACAAGACGACGAGCUCUACGUCGACUACGUGGACAAGACGGGCAAGAGAAGAAGACGACGUCGACUUCCCUCCGAAACAUCACCAAAACAAAACGGAACUGCAUCAGUCACCGACUCAAGCAAACGACCCACGUCGACACCUGACACAGGAGCACCAUCCAGCACCACACCACAAGACGACGAGCUCUACGUCGACUACGUGGACAAGACGGGCAAGAGAAGAAGACGACGUCGACUUCCCUCCGAAACAUCACCAAAACAAAACGGAACUGCAUCAGUCACCGACUCAAGCAAACGACCCACGUCGACACCUGACACAGGAGCACCAUCCAGCACCACACCACAAGACGACGAGCUCUACGUCGACUACGUGGACAAGACGGGCAAGAGAAGAAGACGACGUCGACUUCCCUCCGAAACAUCACCAAAACAAAACGGAACUGCAUCAGUCACCGACUCAAGCAAACGACCCACGUCGACACCUGACACAGGAGCACCAUCCAGCACCACACCACAAGACGACGAGCUCUACGUCGACUACGUGGACAAGACGGGCAAGAGAAGAAGACGACGUCGACUUCCCUCCGAAACAUCACCAAAACAAAACGGAACUGCAUCAGUCACCGACUCAAGCAAACGACCCACGUCGACACCUGACACAGGAGCACCAUCCAGCACCACACCACAAGACGACGAGCUCUACGUCGACUACGUGGACAAGACGGGCAAGAGAAGAAGACGACGUCGACUUCCCUCCGAAACAUCACCAAAACAAAACGGAACUGCAUCAGUCACCGACUCAAGCAAACGACCCACGUCGACACCUGACACAGGAGCACCAUCCAGCACCACACCACAAGACGACGAGCUCUACGUCGACUACGUGGACAAGACGGGCAAGAGAAGAAGACGACGUCGACUUCCCUCCGAAACAUCACCAAAACAAAACGGAACUGCAUCAGUCACCGACUCAAGCAAACGACCCACGUCGACACCUGACACAGGAGCACCAUCCAGCACCACACCACAAGACGACGAGCUCUACGUCGACUACGUGGACAAGACGGGCAAGAGAAGAAGACGACGUCGACUUCCCUCCGAAACAUCACCAAAACAAAACGGAACUGCAUCAGUCACCGACUCAAGCAAACGACCCACGUCGACACCUGACACAGGAGCACCAUCCAGCACCACACCACAAGACGACGAGCUCUACGUCGACUACGUGGACAAGACGGGCAAGAGAAGAAGACGACGUCGACUUCCCUCCGAAACAUCACCAAAACAAAACGGAACUGCAUCAGUCACCGACUCAAGCAAACGACCCACGUCGACACCUGACACAGGAGCACCAUCCAGCACCACACCACAAGACGACGAGCUCUACGUCGACUACGUGGACAAGACGGGCAAGAGAAGAAGACGACGUCGACUUCCCUCCGAAACAUCACCAAAACAAAACGGAACUGCAUCAGUCACCGACUCAAGCAAACUUAUUUCCUCCGGUGUUGAUUAUUAUGAAGAAGACAAUGUAAAUUCGACUACUAUUACUACUCCACUAUCAAAAUUACUGCGUCCAACACCAAAACUACCAAAUAAGAGAUUAUCAACUAGGUCAACCUCGAUCGUGAAAAAAUCUGUUACUUCUAAAUCAACUUCCAUAAUUAAUACUUCAGAUAAAUAUUAUAAACCUGAUGAAAAUGAAUAUUAUGAAGAUGAUCAAGAACAAUCUAAUAAUACUUCUAUUGUUACAACUACUACUGUAAAACCGAAACAAAUUGUUCAAACAGAAAAAAUAUCAAGUCCAAAAUCAUCCAGUCAAUUAAAGCCAAUGUUGAAAAAAACUAUUGUAUACAAACAAGCACCAUCAUCAAAUUCAUCAGAUGAAUAUUAUGAUGAUGAAAUUACAGAAACUACAUGGGUUAUUAAAUUAGGUGAUAAAAAUGUAACUGAUAAAGAUAUGCUUGAUUUUAUUAAUAAUCAAAUCAAUGGUGGAGCAUUGUUACAAAAUAAUUCAACGAAACUUAACAAUACCUCAGAUAAAAGUGAUGGAGGAACAGAAACAUCUUGGUUUUCAGUACCUGAAACAAAAAAUAUGAAUGAAAAAUGGAUUUCACAAUUCCUUGAUGAUGAUAGUGAAUUAGGAAAAAAUCAAUAUGGAAUUCCACAAACAAAUACUACACGUCAAGUUGUAUCUAAAAGCUUUUGGAUAUCUGAUGAUUUUGAGAAACAAUUAAAAGAAAUGGACUUUUUAGGAAUGUUACGUAAUUCAACUGAAUUAAAUGAUAUCAUCAAUAAGAAAUUGGAUAUGUUCUCAUCAUUUAGCCUUAAUGACAAUUCAACUACAAAUAAUUAAAUAAAUUUAGAAGUUUCAAUUUCUAAAGCGUAGAAUAUUUAUAAAACAAUGUGUGGUAAAUUUUCUUGUUUUUGUUUUUUGUUUUCCUUAAUUAUGUACGAUUUCAAAUGCUAAUAAAUUUCUUGUUAUCA
Schistosoma rodhaini is the source of this 3267-nucleotide messenger RNA. Lineage: Eukaryota; Metazoa; Platyhelminthes; Trematoda; Strigeidida; Schistosomatidae. The record is from the annotation of a GenBank genome assembly.